GGCAUUAGCUUCAGCAGACUGUGCUUUACACAGAUCAAGGAACAAGCAGAGGAAGAGAAAGAGAAACACCCAGCACCCUCAGAGUUCAAAAUAAGUCCUUAUAUCGGGCAGUGAGGAGACCUAAACCAGAGAACCUUAUAUCUAAAGGUUUUCUCGUGACUGGUAAUCAGCAGAACUGCUUGGACGUUGGAGGUCUGAAGAGUGUUUGUUUGGCUUGACUUGGGAAGGAACUUUGCUGUAUUGCUGUUCCUUAGACGAGGACUUCUCUGAAAUUUAAAGAAGUCAUCAGUGAAGGCAAGGAAGGAAAACUUGUGGUGUGCAAAGAGGUAAUCAACUGUUUUUUCCAGUUCUGCUCAUACCAUAUAUUACACCAUUUGGACUCUAGCUCCCACCUAUGGCUGCUGUGCGUCAGAUGGCCAUCGAGGCCUCCGGCUUCCACGUCCUGCCAGCUCACCUUAUGGCCUCAGCCAUGGAGGAGUUCCCCCAGCAGCUGCCUGUGCCCAAGGGCCCUGCCAAGGGCAGGAGCCGCUCCCGCCGACCACGUGAGGCUCGGUUCAAGACCCAGCCUGUCACCUUCGCUGAAAUUGCAGAGGUGGAGGAGGAGGGCUCCUCGCCACUAGAGGAGGAGAGGGCCCGUCGCUCCUUCCUGCAGUCCCUGGAGAACCUGCGGCGGAGCACACAGACCCUCCACUGUCCGCCAAUUGCCCAUCACAGCCACACCGCCACACCCACACAGGCAAGCCUGGACUCCAGUGAUUCUGACUCUGCCCAGUGAGGAGCUGGAUAUCCCCAUUCCCUGGCAUAGUUUUGCUUUGCUCUGACGCCGCUUCGAACGGAGGCCAAAUGAACUGACCCAAACUGGCCUGUUCGCCAGCCUGCGCGUGUGUGUGUGUGUGUGUGUGUGUGUGUGUAGCCUCUGCUGUCAUAUAAAAAUCUGUAUUUAUACAGCUAUACAUACUAACAUAUCAAUAUAUUUUGCUAGAACGUGCACUAGAUGCAUAUUUGUGAAGACCUCUUCCAGUACCACUGUCUGGUUGUACUGAUACAGCUGUAUUGAGAAGAUGAGUGUUAAAUGUAGCACAUGACGCAGUGUUGAACACACUACUUUGAUUCUUCAGAUAUAUUCCUUUUCUACUGCGGAUGACUGUAUGAGGAAAACUUGAAAGAUAAAUGAUGGCUUGAUAUUUUUCCAUUUAAAACUUGUAUGAUUAUUUUGUUUCAACCCAGAUUUUCUAAGUGACCAGUCACCAUAGAGAAGACUGUUAAAUAUUUCACUCUUGUAACUUACCAAACUGUAAAUACACUGACAGCAAUGUACUGUGCUUUGAAAGCGUAGAGUAGCAUUGAAAAAGCUUUAUGAAGAGUUUGAGCUCUUGUUUUCCAGCUUCACAGCGAGUGAAAUUUCUACUCUCACUUCUAUUCUUGAGCAACAAA
Myripristis murdjan (pinecone soldierfish) is the source of this 1434-nucleotide messenger RNA. RefSeq names its product chromosome 6 C11orf96 homolog (gene c6h11orf96). Lineage: Eukaryota; Metazoa; Chordata; Actinopteri; Holocentriformes; Holocentridae. The record is from RefSeq and is a predicted model, not a curated record. The transcript has a single exon. Bases 395 to 775 code for a protein of 126 amino acids.